Messenger RNA from Aquila chrysaetos chrysaetos, 1447 nucleotides. RefSeq lists its product as uncharacterized. The coding region runs from base 118 to 1377 and encodes 419 amino acids. The transcript has 2 exons. The record is from RefSeq and is a predicted model, not a curated record. NCBI's taxonomy places the organism in Eukaryota, Metazoa, Chordata, Aves, Accipitriformes, Accipitridae.
GAUUCCCACCUUCUCCAUCCUGGUGGAGAAUAACAGGAUGCCCUUCCUAUCACAAUAUAUCUUGUAAUUUAGUGCCUUUUUGGCCUGCUUCCCCGGAAAUUACCCCUUUUGAAUUACAUGAAUAGCGCCCACACUGCUUGGGGAUGGUCAGUGAAACACAUGUUAAAAAACCAACCUCUUCACUUAUUAAAGAAAGAAUUUGUGGGCACGCCCAACCCCAAUGAUGCCCAUUUGUUAAACUGUACCCACAUUAUAGAUUGUACCACAGGCGCUGGCAAUCCCAUCGAAACAUGGAUCAGUUUGGAAGUUAGAACCUUAAUUCGAGAUAUGUGCACCUGUUGGGGAUAUCCUAAUUUUGGAUACCGAAACCGGGACAACCAAUGUAAUCAGAUCACCAAUAAUGUUAAUAUCUGGCUAAAAUGUGGAAUUCCCAUUAACCACUUCCCAAGACAUAAGGUGGGAGAGGAUAAUCAAAUACCCCGGGGAGACGCAGCUACUUGUCAAAACGCUUUGUAUGCCGCCCCUGAGGGGACCGUCUGGGGGUGCUCAGAUGGGAAAAUGUACUCGCACUUGAAUGUUAUCAAACAGGCUGGAUUGCGGUGUGGUUUGGGAAUUCCUACUAUGUGUCCCAGGCGAAUCUUUAAAUAUACCACACCACCUAUUCACAGGAAAAAACGAGAACUUGAUGACCCAAGUAGCACCCAGAAGUGGAUUCAAAGCAUUCUAAAACCUGAUUAUUAUACCUGGGGACAGAAAGUAUCGUUAGAGCUAGAAGCAUUCUUUGCACCAUCUGGGUAUAUUGUUCGGCACCAAUGGGUGCUAGAAAACCUAACUUGGCAAGUACAUGUAUUAAGUAAUUGGACUCGAUAUGCCUUUGGGGAACUAAAUCUGCAAGUGCAACAAGUAUCAAAAAUGGCGUUACAGAAUCGUUUAGCCUUAGAUAUGUUUUUGUUAAAAGAACAAGGUGUGUGUGGUAUGUUAAACUUGACUGAAUCCGAAUGUUGUAUUACCAUUCAUAAUGCCACGACCUCAAUUGAAGAAGCCCGGGCAAAGAUGAAGGAGAUUGCCGACCAGACGGGGGAACUCUUCCAUGCAAUGCAACCAGCUGACUGGUUUGAUGGCUGGAGUCCCAACUCAUGGCUACAUUCCAUUUUGGGAUCCUUGGGACUGACGGGAUGGGGAAAAUGGCUUGUAAAUAUUGGACUUAUGAUAUUAAUUGGAUUUACAUGUUUAAUAGCAGGCCUUGCCAUAGUAAGAUGUAUGAUUAGCCGCUUGCUAUCCUCAGCUGUCUCUCUCUCUUCUCCUACUGUCCGCUAUGUUAAAAUUACCACAGAAGAAGAUGAUAUGAACGAGAAUCAAAGUACAGCGACUGUUUGAGCCACGGGGUGGUGUGACGGUCGGACAAAUUAUAGUCAAUGUCUCAAACAUUCGUUAAAGAACUUUGGUG